AUGCGACGGAAGAACUCCUUCAUGUACUACGUUGACGUCUUGGACAGCUGCAUCGCAUACAAGGACGAAUGCAUUUACGAUAAGCCACCCUCAUUGGCAUAUGUGCGCGCUCUCGAGGAGGAGGUACACCAACUGCAGAAUCAGCUAAAAUCCCUUAAGACACAAGCAUGGGUAAACAAGUCGCCUCAGCUGGAGGAGAAGAAAGUUCUUCCUGCCGGCUCUCCCAUCACUAGUGCUAGCUCUUCACGACAGACUGAAUAUGGGCUUGACAGCAUUCUUCCAUAUAGGUCUCCUCCGUCACGAACAACCAAAUGGGAAGCCGACAUUAGUGUAGACGAUAGAGGCUCGAUAUCAUUCCAUGGCUCAACUUCAGCAGUGCAUGAACCUCCAAAUUUGGAGCAAGCAGCGCAAAUAACUUCGCAGCAGCUGAUGAGCCCGAGGUCUCAACAGGAAGAAGAGCAAACUAAGCAUGAUUUACGACAAAAUGCGCAAAAUCAACGACAGCUCGAGGACUUCGCUAUUGCGAAUACAGCAUCGCGUGUCAACUUACCAAAGGACGUUUCCGAGGAAUUGUUGAAGUUUCAUUGGUGCUGGAUUCAUCCGCUCUUCGCCUUUGUGUACCGUCCAGCCUUCACCCGCGGUAUGACCUUGGUGAACGCAAGUCAGCCAGGCUUGCCAGAUCCGCCUUAUUUCUCUGAGACUCUGCUCAAGGUUAUGACAUCUCACUGUGCCCGCUUUCUGAAUCAUGACAUCUACCAGCACCAUUUCAACAUGAAAUUUACACCCUCUCAAUUUGUUGAACAGACCACGCAGGAUGCAAGACAAUCUGCAAGGGAAAUCGUUUUUGGCAGGUCGUCUCAAGGUUGGUUGUAUGGAGGAAUGGCUUUCAGGAUGGCCUUGGAUAUGGGCAUUCACCUGCCUAGCGAUAAGUUACAGACUUUCGUGAAGAGCCUCUCCAACGAAGAUAUCGAGAUAAGAAAGCGUUUAUUUUGGAGUUGCUAUACAUGGGACAAAGUGUUGAGCCUGUAUCUUGGUCGAAUGCCAGCAUUUACACCACUUAUCGAUGAGGUCCCGCUGUCGUUCCUUGACGACUUCACUGAUACAGAUCCUUGGUCACCAUACUACGGGGAAGCUCCAGGUAUUCAUGCUAAGGGCCUGCCACCUUAUCCACCGACACCAGGCUAUAUUGUAUCAUGCUUCCAGCAGCUAAGCAAAUUAUGCGUAAUAAUUGACGACUUGAUGCAAAACAUAUAUUCAGCUGAAGCAGCUGCGAAGCGUACUGAAGACUUGCAACCCGCGCAGAGGACAGCAAGAAGCGAAGAGCCCUUCAUGCGUGUCUCUAGAUCCCUACACGACUGGUGGGCGGCACUUCCCAUUCAUCUCAAAGUCGACAUCAACCAUAUACCGAAGCUAGCACCUCCGACACACAUCAUGUCACUCAACUUGCUCUAUCACACCAUCGUCAUCCUCCUCCAUCGCCCAAUCCUCCUCGCCAGCGACAGCCCCAAUUCCGAAAACACUUCACGAUCCUACACCAGCUGUCUCUACGCCACCGCCGCGAUCCACGACCUCCUCCUCCUUCAAGCCAACACCUUUGGCCUCGAACAAAUAACCUACCUCAACGCCUACUGCGCCUACAUGGCCGCCACAAUCUCUGUCCUGCGCUUCGAGCGCGAACUCCAACCCCACGAAGACCACAACCUCACAGCCAAGCGCAUCGGCCUCGACUACCUUCUCGACGUAAUCACCCAGAGCUCCACAAGAAUGCCCGGCCUCGAACGUAGCAACGCCAUCAUCCGCAAACGCAUGCAAGGCGUAGUCGACGCCCACCUACGCGCCCACUCACAUCUCAGCCCGAAUAGCAUCGAGCAGCAAGCCAGCGCCCUCGGCCCUCCUACAAGCCAAAUCGCCCUAGCUGAAGCCACCGCCUUCCAACAAAUGUCCAACCCUGGCAUCGGCCACAUCUUCGACCCCAACAAUCAACAACUCACGCCACAAACCUCGCCCUCUGACCCCUCAACCGUCAACAGCAUACCCUCAAUAUCAACGCCCGUCUCCACUAUGCAACAACAAUAUACCGUCACCACCACUCUCCUUCCAGAUCUCCAAGGUCAAAUGCCCUUGCCUGCAUUCGUCGACGAUUUCCUACCCGCGUUCCCAGGUCAGCAGUUCCCUGUUGGAUCGGAAUAUUAUUUUGGAAAUGAUGGGUUUGAUACGCAGUCAAAGAUGCAUCUUAUGGGGCAUAACCUUGAUCCGCAUCCGAAAAUUGAUCCGGGUGCGAUCGAUUGGCAGUCAAUUGGGAAGAUUGAGGUGGCGCACGAUGGGCAGGCUUAUUCGAUUGAGGAAAUGGGGAGGCCACCGUGA
Lithohypha guttulata is the source of this 2364-nucleotide messenger RNA. RefSeq lists its product as uncharacterized. Gene Ontology annotation, molecular function: zinc ion binding; DNA binding. Gene Ontology annotation, biological process: DNA-templated transcription. The record is from RefSeq and is a predicted model, not a curated record. Bases 1 to 2364 code for a protein of 787 amino acids. The transcript has 4 exons. Lineage: Eukaryota; Fungi; Ascomycota; Eurotiomycetes; Chaetothyriales; Trichomeriaceae.